UGUUGCCAAACACACUCUUAUAUGUGCGUGAAUCCAAAGUCCCGCCAACACUGUCUCUCCAAACCCUUCGAUACCGGAAAGCCUUUGAAUCCUCUUCUUCGUGUCUCAACUCUCAAAUCGCACAAUAUUUUAGUUCGAAUUAGGAGACGAUUAGAGUUUUAUUAGGGCUUCAAUGGUUUAAUUUUUAAUUUAAAGCGAUGAAUUUGGGUGAUCUCAACAAGGUAUGGGAAGUCAGGGCCUUGAAGAGGAAACCAGCAGAGGAGGAUGCCAGGAAGAUGUUAGAGAAAAUAGCCAAACAGGUCCAACCCAUUAUGCGCAAACACAAAUGGAGGGUCAAGCUUCUCUCCGAAUUUUGUCCAAACAAUCCUUCUCUACUGGGGCUGAAUGUAGGGGGUGGUGUGCAUGUGAAGCUAAGACUUCGAAGGCCUAACAGGGAUUUGAAUUUCUUUCCUUAUGAUCAAGUUCUGGACACAAUGCUUCAUGAGCUUUGCCAUAAUGCCCAUGGACCUCACAAUGCUCAGUUCUACGAGCUCUGGGAUGAACUCAGAAAGGCAUGCGAGGAGCUUAUUUCCAAGGGAGUGACUGGCACUGGAGAAGGGUUUGAUCUUCUAGGGAGGCGUUUGGGUGGGUUUUCUCGUCAACUUCCUCUUUCAUCCCUUCGUAGAACUGCACUGGCCGCUGCAGAGAUUAGGGCCCAUUUGGGGUCAAUAAUGCCAUCUGGACCUAGAAGGCUUGGAGGAGAUAACACCAUUAAGGAUGCACUCAGUCCAAUACAAGCAGCUGCAAUGGCUGCAGAGAGGAGAUUACAGGAUGAUAUCUGGUGUGGUUCUCACUCUUCUGAGCUUUCUGAGGAUGGAGAAAGUAUCUCUGACAUCUCAGAAAAUGUUGUACAUGUGGAGCAACAUUCAGGAAGCUCAAGGCAAAAUAGUGUUUCUCGUUCUAACCCGUCGGAUGAAAUAUCUCAAAAAAGAAAUCGUGAAACGGAUUACAGGUCAUGUUCUAAUUCUAGUGAUUGCAGGGGUUCUAAUUUUGGGGACAUAUCUGUGGAUGCUUCAAUAUCUGGAUCUUCUCUAGAUUAUGAAACAAAUGCUCACAAAAGAAGUUGUAAAUCAGUGGGCGCUUCAAUUUCAAAAUCGAGUAAUCAUCUGAAGACUGGUUUUAUGGAGUUAUCCAGUGCUUCAUCUUCUGGGACUGGCUCCAUUAUAAAUCCUGAUGCAACUCAAAAUCAAGAGAAGGCCGAUAUGUGGGAGUGUGAAGCUUGCACUCUACUGAAUCCUGCAUUAGCCCCAAUAUGCGAGCUGUGUGGCGCACAGAAGCCCAAAGACGUCGCUAUGAAGUACAAGACAUGGUCUUGUAAAUUCUGUACCUUGGAAAACAAUGUGAAGCUGGAUAAAUGCUCAGCAUGCAGUCGAUGGAGAUAUUCAUACGGGGCACCCAUUUCAACCCGAGCACCUAAUGUUGGCACAUGAGAGCUACAAUUCAGAUGUGUAAGAACUCAAACUCCAGUACUCCACCAAGCGACAGACAUUUAUUAACUACCGAAACUCUUUGGCAUUGUCAGCCUAACUGCAUUGUGCAUCUAAUUGGAUCUAGCAUAGAGAAUGCCCAUGUUUGGCUAGAAUGGUUUUUGCGCUCCCUUUUGGUUCAUUCUUCAAUGCAAUUACUCAGAGUUUUGUCGCACUUGAUGGUGUAUCCAUGUCUUCACCGCUUA
This is a messenger RNA of Tripterygium wilfordii, 1711 nucleotides long. RefSeq lists its product as uncharacterized. The transcript has 4 exons. Lineage: Eukaryota; Viridiplantae; Streptophyta; Magnoliopsida; Celastrales; Celastraceae. The coding region runs from base 198 to 1469 and encodes 423 amino acids. The record is from RefSeq and is a predicted model, not a curated record.